Messenger RNA from Seriola dumerili (greater amberjack), 1603 nucleotides. It is a transcript of the gene plekhb1, whose product is annotated as pleckstrin homology domain-containing family B member 1-like. NCBI's taxonomy places the organism in Eukaryota, Metazoa, Chordata, Actinopteri, Carangiformes, Carangidae. The transcript has 6 exons. Bases 196 to 753 code for a protein of 185 amino acids. The record is from RefSeq and is a predicted model, not a curated record. Gene Ontology annotation, biological process: regulation of cell differentiation. Gene Ontology annotation, cellular component: membrane.
GACAGAAUAAUCUGCCAGGCCCUCGCUGUCUGUGGACAGAGGGAAUAUAAACCGAGGCAGGAGAGGCCAAAACCACACGCUGGAUCAUUUGGGCUUGUAAACACCAAAAUCUAAAUUCCUCCUUUUGCUUCUACUGGAUUAUCAUCAUCAUCAUCAUCAUCAUCAUCAUCAUCAUCAUAAGUGCAGCAGCUAAAAAUGGCGCUCAUGAGGUCAGGCUGGCUGUGGAGACAAACUUCUGUGUUAAAGCGCUGGAAGUUAAACUGGUGUGAUCUUUGGAUCGAUGGGAGCCUUUGCUUCUACAAGACUGACAGCAGGCGGGAGCUGGAGCACCGCGUCAGGCUCAAGACCACAUGUGUAGAUGUGCGGUCCGGUCUGGAGUGUGGAGGUGUGACUCCACCAGAGAGCAAUCCCAGGGAGAAUCUCAUCGUGGUUCAGCUCAGAGACGGCUCGACGGUCAACCUGUGUGCCAACAGCGAGGACGAAUCUAUAGCGUGGAAACUGACUCUGCUGGAGACCAGGAGGAACCCGGUGUUCACAUAUGAUCCAUAUGACGACUCCUACCAGGCCGUCCCCCUCAACAGCUAUCACACUGUCUACAUCACACCCGGAGCAGGACCAGGCACCCACCAGGUGGUUGUUCAGAGGGAUCCGUUUGAUGCGGUGGCAGAGCAUCUAGCAAUGGGGUUACUGGCAGGCAUGGCAGCGGGAGCAGCCAUGCGAUCCUUCCUCUGGAUGCCUUUCCUUCUCUGCUGAGAUGAUCAUUGUUACCGACAUGACAACACUGCACAAAGGCCCAUCUGUCCCCACGGACAGACAACCUGUCAUCAGCACCUGUAGAAAGGCUUUUACUUCAUCUUUUAUAUCAUCUGUUUUCAAAUCAUAGCUGCUGUAACAAACAGCUGCUUACGUUUCUUUUUUUUUUCUUGUGUGCAGUUUUGCAUAUAAAACUAAUCCUGAAGAGGAUGCUGUGUAAUUAUGUUCUCUGCUCCUGAACCUUUGCAAAACAGGAAGUCAAUUUUGUAUCUCAAUGUUCUUUUAUCUGCUGCUUGAAUUUUACACUUUGCGAGCUUAACAAAGUGUGAAGCCUUUAGCAGAGAAUAAAUGGAUGUAUUAAAAUAUAAUUAGGGAUGGUGAUUGUCAGUGUUGCAUGUUUGAUUGCCCGCAAUGAUUAGCCAUAAACACGCAUUUUAAAAUACAUUUUUCUAGUUUGAUGAAACAAUCCAAACUCAAGGUACACUAACUAACAUUUUCCAGGGCUCUCAACCAUAUUACAUUGUCUUCAUCAGCAGGUGGAGCUUGCUCAGUUGUCAUGGAGAUGGAUGUGUGCCAUUGAGAUUUCAUCCAUAGCACUUUGAGGACCUUUAGUUCCUAUUGGCUUGAUAAAAACGAGCUUUCUGUCUGUGGAAGAAGACUGUGUAGCACGCUUGAAAUCUCAGGAAAAAGCUAGUCAGUGGACCUUGAGUUGGGAUUGUCUUGUCAAACUAAAAUUUUCCAGGCCAAAGAUAAACUUCGCUUGAGUUUUAUGUGAAAUCAUAAAAAUGCUUUGGAUCAAAAUGGCAUAUAAUGUCGAAUGUCAGCAGAUUUAUCUCAAUGACAACUGGGC